CCCUCCCUUUCACCGUCUCUCGCAUCAUUAGGUUUCAGUCUGCAUUUUAGAUAUUUUAUCUGAGAAUUGUGAGGUCUGGAUCUGGGGAAUGGCAUCGAUGAGGAGAGCGGCGACCUUGGCCCUGAUGUUGGCGGCGAUUGCGGUUUUUGUCGUCGGAUCUGAUGCUUCUGUUGACGCGUCGGAGGGCAAGAGGGAGUUCGUCCGCUCAACGGUGUCUUCUCAUGACGUCGUCAUUUUCUCCAAAUCCUACUGCCCGUACUGCAGGAGAGCAAAAGGUGUUUUUCAAGAACUGAAAAAAGUGCCAUACAUUGUGGAGCUGGACCAAAGAGAGGAUGGAUAUGAGAUCCAAGAUGCCCUGUCUCAGAUUGUUGGGAGGCGUACUGUUCCCCAAGUAUUCAUCAACGGAAAGCAUAUAGGGGGUUCUGAUGAUACUCUCGAAGCCUUUGAAAGCGGUAAGCUGGCAGAGCUUCUGGGUAUCAGCUCGGAAGCUGAUCUUUAAUUGAGCUGAACUUUAAUUGGGGUCCUUGCUGCUUGUCACAUUUAUCUCAUGAUUAUCAGGUUUUGUUAGACCGAAGGAUUUGCAUUUUGAAUUUGGGGUGUUAUCAGAUUGUUAUGAUAUUACUAUUCUUCUCGGCUUAAAAUCUGCAUCAGUUUACUAUGUUGGUUCUUA
Messenger RNA from Asparagus officinalis (garden asparagus), 670 nucleotides. Its product is annotated as glutaredoxin-C8. Gene Ontology annotation, biological process: cellular response to oxidative stress. NCBI's taxonomy places the organism in Eukaryota, Viridiplantae, Streptophyta, Magnoliopsida, Asparagales, Asparagaceae. Gene Ontology annotation, molecular function: glutathione disulfide oxidoreductase activity. The record is from RefSeq and is a predicted model, not a curated record. Gene Ontology annotation, cellular component: cytoplasm. The coding region runs from base 89 to 499 and encodes 136 amino acids. The transcript has 4 exons.